AGUCUCCUUCCCGGAAGCGGAAGCUCAGGGGGCGGGACAAGGGAGGUCGGGACGUCUCGGCGGUUAAUUCUUAUUUUCUCAAGUAUUCGUUUCCCUACGUCUGGGCUCUUCUGAGGCUGAGAGAAAUGGUCAGGUCUGGAUCUCGGCCGGGCCAGGUGAUAUCUUCAGGAAGGCAACCCGGAGCUAAGUUACCAAAUGGAAAGAAAGGGACCCACGUAAGAAAAAUAGCACAUUUUAAUGUAGAUCCUGCCUGUCCUGUUCAUUCUGAUUCAGAAAGUCAGACAGACACUGUACGUGGACUUGACGGUUGUGCUUCUUUGCUGAGGGAUAUUUUGAAAAAUGAAGAUUCAGGCUCAGAAAUGGUAUAUUCAGAAAAGAGAUGCAACUCUAAACUUUUAGAAGGCAGAAAGAACAGAUCUAAAAAGAAAGGACCUGAAAAACAUGUUCCUUCAGUAGUCCGAAAGGAAAUAUUAUCAUCGGAAAAUAAGAAAUGGAUGUCUAAUGAAGCUUCUACUAGAAGUGACAUAGCACAGCACUGGUCAUUACAAGAUCAUUAUAGAAUGUACUCACCGAUAAUAUACCAGGCCCUCUGUGAGCAUGUGCAGACUCAAAUGUCACUGAUGAAUACCUUGGCUUCAAAAAAUGGCCGCAAUGGAAUGUCUGCUGGGUGUCGUACAGUGUCUAAUUCAGACUCUCAGGCAACACCACAUCUUUCCACUUCUGUCUGGCCACCUCAGCAGCCAUCCUGCCCUCUAAUGGUCCACUCUGAGGUUCAGACUGAUGAUGAUAACCAGUUGGAAUCGCAAGCUCAAACAAGCUCUGUGAAGCACCAUGAUGUUCCCAGGGAUUCAUUUAGUGUCCACCCUGGAGUCGCAUGUGGCCGUCCCCACACUGACAGUACAGCCGGUUCAAAGAUUCAGCAGCUGCAUCUUGCGAAUUGGAUUCUGCCCCAACAGAGAGCUCCUAAGGAAGCAGAAUCACUAAAGUAUUUCCAAACACACCCGCCUCUGUUUCCAGCUCAUGGAAAGGACGCCCUCUCGGACAGUGAGGCAUACCAAAGUCCCUCUCAGUUACAGCCAGCCUUCUUGGCCACAAAUGAAGAAAAGUGUGCCAGAGAAGACAGUGGAGAGGCCACAAAUGAAGAGAAGCAUCUAAGCAUGCAUGUGCAAGAUGCAAAACUAGCCCAGACUGUGCAGCCGGCAGAGACCGUGAGCCAGACUGCCGAGAGAGUCAGAGUUGCCAAGUGCUUGUUGGGGGAGCUCAAGGCCCUGAUCGCAGAGCAAGAGGAUUCGGAAGUUCAGAGAUUGGUAGCAGAAGUAGAGGUGUGCAUAUCUGGGCUUGCAGCAGUGAGUGGCCACACAAACGUGGAAGCUGAAAUAGCCCUGGCCCUGCAGCCACUGAGAAGUGAGAAUGCUCAGUUGCGGAGGCAACUGAGAAUUUUGAAUCAGCGCCUCCGAGAACAAGAGAAAACCGAAAAGGGACCUGGUAACCUUGAAUUGUUUUCCCUUCAGUCGCUGAAUAUGUCACUGCAGAGUCAGCUGCAAGAGUCGUUGAAGAGCCAGGAGUUACUACAGAGUAAAAAUGAAGAGCUCUUAAAAGUGAUAGAAAACCAGAGAGAGGAAAACAAAAAAUUCACUACUUUAUUUAAAGACAAAGAGCAAACUCUGCUUCACAAUAAACAGCAGUUUGACAUUGAGAUGACAAGGGUGAAGAUGGAGUUGGAGGAAGCCGUGACCAAUGAGAAGAACUCUCGGUUUAAGUUAGAGACUGCAGAAAAGGAAAGUCAGAUACUGGGAAUAACGCUGCGCCAGCGCGAUGCUGAGGUCACACGACUUAGAGAACUGACCAGAACUUUACAGAACAGCAUGGCCAAGCUGCUGUCAGAUCUCAGUGUGGACACUGCCCGCUGCAGGAUGGGGAAUAGUCUCACCAGAUCACUUCUCAAUGUCUAUGACCAACAACUUCAACAGGACCCUGCCCCUCCUCACACUUCCAUAGUGAGCUACCUCAAUAAAUUAGAAACAAACCACAGCUUUAUGCAUUCAAAGCUACUAAACAAUGAGAAAACCAUAGAGCCAGACAGACUCUGUGAAAAUGUGCUGCCCUCACAAAGGCCUCCCCAUAGAGACACCAGGGCAGUGCAUGGGGGCCCUGCAGAUGGAACUGUCUCUCCUGCUUUAGUAGAGGAUUCUGAUACAGACUGUGAAACCAUCACUGUAAUAGAAGAUGGGUGUAAUGUGGACAGUACAGUUUAUAUUCCCUUUGCAAGAAGCACUUCUAGAAAGCAUUCGCCACUUUGUAAGAGACUGUCCCCCCAGCCAAAGAUAGGUGUUGCUACAGCACAGCCAGUCGGCAGCAGUGUGCACACCUCUACAAGAGAAAAUAAGCCAUGUGCACCCGCAGUGUGUUCUUCUCGAAAUGAAGCAGAAGAUGCACCUGGCAAUCUUUCCAGUGCAUAUGACACCGAGGACGUGCAGCUCCUCAGGAAAAUCAAAGAAGCAAUUGGUAAGAUCCCUGCUGCCGCUGCUGUGCGUCCAAAGGAACAGGCCACACCUCGAGGCCCAUCAGCUCGGCACAGCCCUGGCGCUCCAGGGAAGGGCAAUAUUGUCACUGACAGCAGCUUUCUCAAUUCUGACUUGAUGUCAGACUGGAGCAUCUCCUCCUUUUCAACGUUCACGUCCCAUGAUGAGCAGGACUUCAGAAACGGCCUGGCCGCGCUGGAUGCCAAUAUUGCACGACUUCAGAAGUCCUUAAAGACUGGCCUUCCGGAGAAGGGAGCUUGGGAGAAAACUGACUGAGUGCUUUUUUAAAAGAGUAGAACUUGGCUACAUUCAUAGUAUAUUUUGGGUUCCCUUAGAACACUUUAUAUUAUUAAUUAUGUAUGAAAUAAUAAAUGGAGUACAUUUACUAUUAGAAUAUUUUAACACCUGAAGCUUAUAAAAAAAUUCUCUUAAAAACCAACAGUUGACGAGAGAAGAAAGUUGUAGAUGAGCAAGUUUUGCGGUGCUUUACUUGACAGCUUCAGUUUCACAGAGAAUUCUUCACUCUGCAACUGCGGGGCGGGUACCGAGGGUUUCUGGCUCUCUGGUAGGAAAGUAGGAAAGGAGCAUGCCUAAAGUUUCCUCUCUGCUUUGAAAUAUUUGUUGUUUCAUGAUAGUGUGCUUGUGUACGGGAAUACUCUGAGUUACCAGCAGGUGCUGUCUAUGACAGGCAUUAGCAUUUUAGUGAAAAAUGAUGCUGGUGCACCCACCCUAUACAAAGCAUUGAUUUGUCCAGGGGAAUACUCAUGAUUGUUUAAUUUAUGGUCCUUAAAUCUUGGACAUUUUAUUUAUAUUUGUCCCAAAUGCCUGUUUUAAGACCUUUAAAAAUAAAGUCAGACUGAUAAGGUAAUGCUAAGUAACCAAGUCUUACCUUAGUAAUUUUGUUUUUGGGUAAGAAUUAUUGGGUUUUCCUUAAUGUCUUUGGAAAUGAUGGAGUUUUGAGAAUUUCAGCACUAGUGGUAAUUCUGCCUUUCUGACUCAAUUUCCCCCCAUCAUUUCCAUUGUUCUAUAAUUAACAUGGACUAUGUUGCCCUCUCUGCUUCCUAAUACCAGACCUUUAUCCUCUCUUGCCAUAUAGCCCAAGAUGACUUCAGACAUUAGAUCUUUCUCCCUCAGGCUCCUGAGUGCAUGCUCCAGCAGUUCUAACCCACCUGCUGUCACCUCUUUCUAUAUAAACACAGAUUAACUUUUAGGCAUUAAGUCCUGCCCUGUCAGUAACUCUUGGUACAUGUUUCCUGCCUGGUAUAAUUGACUUUGGUUCUUGGACAGCCUCUGGUAUUGGAGUAGUCUGCUGGUUCCAAAUUUUCUCCUGCUUCUACAACCUCUGAAGGACCCUACUGGACUACUUAAUAUAUCCAGACUUUAUGGGGAGGGGUCUUUUUUGUUUGUUCUAAGUCUGAAUGUAUUGAAAUGAAUUGUAAACUAUUUUAAAGACUAAUUCAUUAACAUUUUAAAUAUACUUCCUUUCUGUAUUCAUACAUGAAUUUGUUUACUUAUUUUGAGAUAUCAGGUCACUGCACUUUACCGGUUUAGCUCAGAAACACAAACUAAUAUAAAGAAGAAAACUGGGUCAUCUUUCUACUCUGCCAUAUCAGCUGUCACUCAGAAACUCAAGCAAAUCUGGGGCAGUUAGAGGGCUCAUCAGGUGAAGGUGCUUGCUGCAUAAGCCGGACAGUCCACACUCAAUCACAGAACCAUGUGAGGGUCUGCAAGAACCGGCCCCUAGAGCUGUCCUCUGACCUGCACAUGUGCACCAGGUAAACCCAUACCCACACACUUAAAUGUGUACACUAAUGAAAAAAUUAUCUUAAGUAAGAUUUUUUUCUUUAAUAUGGCAAUUCUGAAGAUACAGGAAUAAUUAGUUUCUCUUACUAUUUGUUGGCAACACUUCAUUUCUGUGAUAGCAGGAUGCAUUGGGGUUUCACCUCACCAACAACCAACUGGUUGUGCAGAAACACCAAUCCACUUCUAUUCAGAUACUGUCUCCUUGAAGGUAGAAUCAAACAGGUUGUGGUCUCAAUGCCAACAGACUGACACCUGCCUCAGAUGUUAGUCACAAGUCCACAACUGAUCAACCAGCAGGGUUCUCAUGACCCCCUUAAUAGACUAGAUCAGCAUGCUGAUUAGUUUUGUCAAUUUAGCAUAAGCAGACCUAUCUGGGAAGAGGGGAUUUGUUUGUUGGGUUGUUUGGGGUUUUUUUUUUGUUUGUUUGUUUGUUUUAAAUAGGUUUUCUUUGUGUAGCCCUGGAAGUCUUGGAACCCGCUUUGUAGUCAAAGCUGGCUUCAAGCUAAGAGAUCUGCCUGCCUCUGCCUCCUAAGUACUCAAAUUAAAGGUGUUUACCACCGCACCUAGCUAGGAAGAAGGAAUCUUAGCUGAGAAAAUUCCUCCAUAAGCUUAGGCUCUGUACAAGCCUUUAGGGUAUUGUGUUGGUUAGUGAUUGAUUGCAAGGACCCAGUACACUGGGGCGGUGCCAUCCCUAGGCAAGUGGUCCCGGAUGAUGUAAGACAGAAAGCUGAUGACACCAUGGAGAGCAAACCAGCGACUACUAUUCCUCCAUGGCUUCUGCCUUAGUUUCUGCCUCCAGGUUCCUGCCUUGAGUUCCUCAGUGACAGAUUGUGACCU
This is a messenger RNA of Apodemus sylvaticus (European woodmouse), 5162 nucleotides long. It is a transcript of the gene Ccdc14, whose product is annotated as coiled-coil domain containing 14. The record is from RefSeq and is a predicted model, not a curated record. NCBI's taxonomy places the organism in Eukaryota, Metazoa, Chordata, Mammalia, Rodentia, Muridae. Gene Ontology annotation, cellular component: centriolar satellite. Gene Ontology annotation, biological process: protein localization to centrosome. The coding region runs from base 126 to 2798 and encodes 890 amino acids. The transcript has 13 exons.